Molecule: messenger RNA, 1041 nt
Organism: Wallemia ichthyophaga EXF-994
Lineage: Eukaryota; Fungi; Basidiomycota; Wallemiomycetes; Wallemiales; Wallemiaceae
Product: Methionyl-tRNA formyltransferase
Exons: 1
Coding region: 1-1041 (346 amino acids)
Biological process (GO): biosynthetic process; conversion of methionyl-tRNA to N-formyl-methionyl-tRNA
Cellular component (GO): mitochondrion
Molecular function (GO): methionyl-tRNA formyltransferase activity
Source: RefSeq, a predicted model, not a curated record
AUGCGACGUCCACUGCACAUACUCUUCCUAGGGAGUGACGAUUUUUCUGUGGAUGUGCUGCGAGCGGUAUGGCGGAGGCGGUGUAGUGGACUUAAGCAAGAAAGCGACGGCAGAGGAGACGUAGACAAACUAUCAGUCAUCACACCAGCACCAGCUAGAACGGGGCGAGGAAAGAAGCAACUACGCGUGCCGCCGCUACUGGAGCAAUCGCAACAGCUGCAACUCCCUACAUACACACCCACUGCCGGUGAGCUACCGCAUAUGGCCAGCCACCUGCCCGCACUCGACGUCAUACUGACAGCCUCAUACGGACACCUGCUGCCCACCGAGCUGCUGCGCGCCGUGCGCCCGCAACACGCCAUCAAUGUCCACCCGUCCCUCCUGCCGGCACUGAGAGGCGCAGCGCCGAUCCAGUGGGCCAUUGCGCGCCAGCUGCGCGAGACAGGCGUAAGCAUCCAAACAAUGCAGGACGACGUCUUCGAUAGCGGAGAAAUACUCCUGCAGAGAACUCACCCGCUUUCGUCGUCCACCUCGCACAGACCUACUACGCCCUCUCUCGCCAAGGAGCUCGGGCUGGUGGCGGGCGAGAUGGCGGCCGAGGUGGUGGAGAAUCUCGACCAUUAUAUCCGACACUCGUACGCUCAGGACACAGCGCGUAUAACACACGCACCAAAAGUAGGCAGAACUGUCGGCUUUGUCGACUUUGCUUGCAUGGCGGCAGAGACUAUCGACAGCAGACACCGCGCUUUCAGCCAUCAGCGCCCACUAUCAGCUACACUGGUACAGUCCAACACUACGCACCAGCUACUCAGCGUGGAGGUGGUGGGUGGUGAUGGCCUUGUUGCAGACACCUUCUCAAACGCGGUGGAAGGCUCAGCUUCCCUCAUUGAUAGCCACCUCGUCGUCAAAUGCGCUCGCUCUUCUUACCUCCGUGUCCACUCGCUCAAACCGCCCGGUAAGCACGCAAUCAGUGCGCAUGAAUGGUGGAAUGGACACAGACAUGGGCUGAAUAUUGUCAACUUCACAAAGCCAUCACUGUAA